AUGUCGGGACAUUACACUCGAUCUAUUGCCAGUGCUGGGAGCGAGUCGGUCGGAAGUGUACAGCAUCGAUUAUCGUCUGGGCGCGCCGAGCGCUCAGCUUCGAAUCCGGCGACCUUUUCCCUAGACCAGUACGAUACCGCUUUACCACCCAUCAAUUUUCAGACUCCGACCCUUGCACACCGACGAACCGGGAGUACAUUGAAAACUGUUAUGCGCAAGAUCUUUAACCGAAAAAGGCAGAGUGCAACGGAUGGGGUGGAGGAAAGCCCAAACGAGGCUCUAUAUAUCACCCCCGUGAGAAAACCAGGACCGGAAGGCAAAUCAUUUCUAGCGGUUCCCACACCUACGGAGUCGAAACGAAGUAGUCCACUUUCGGAGGAAAACCUACAGUUGCAGUUUGCGGAGACACAUUUAUCACCAACAACCGCCACAGGGGGCUCCUUGCCAUCGCCCGGUUUGCCAACACGCCGUCGACGAGCAACACUGCCCAGUGUGAUCUUCUCCGACGACGAAUCACGGUUUGCAGUGGCGUCUGCAAUCUCCGAUCCACAAGACGACCGUCAUAUUCAAGAAGGGCGCCGACACAGUAUGCUUCUGAACCGACGAUCGAGAAGUGCAGAAGCGCUGCAGGACCUUGUAGCUGGACAAUCACAUGAGGACUGGCCACCCCGCACCACCUCCAUUCCGACUUCGGGCCCCGACGACAAAUCGCCUGUCCUCGGAAGCUCUGUCAGUGCCCAUUCCGCGAGACCGUCCACAGGAACCACAGUGACCAGCGCGACACAAGCAUCUGCGGCACCUUCAAUCAAUGAAGUAGACGAACGGGCAGAGCAAAUGAGCCUACCCCCUAAUUUGGGCAAUUUUGUUCACACCAUGCAACAAGACGACGGUCUCACAGUGGAGCAACGAUUAAACACUCUGGAAGUGAAGAUGAUAGAUCUGGAGUUCGCAAUUGCCCGCAUGCAAUCCAGUCCCGUCGAUGGCCCAACAGAUCGAUCCUCAUCCAGGCAGAAACGCACCCCCUCCGCCGAUCCAUACAGCCCUCACACACGCAACAAACCAUCAUCCGGGUACCUAGGCUCAUCCGACCGAGACCGCGACCGCGACCGGGACGAAUCCCCUAGCCCCUUAGCCAAUUUCUCCGCAGUGCGCCCAUCCAGCACAAGCACAAUCCGACAAGAAACGAUGCAAAGAAGCAUCCGGCCUGCACCAUCGGCGACAUCCCUCUCCGAAUUUAGCGGCGUCUCUAUCGAGCAGUACAGUACGCUAGUAACACUUUUGCGCCGCGAACAGACUGCCCGCCGCAACCUAGAAAGCCAGGUCUCCGGUCUGCGUGACGACCUCCGUCAGUUUCAGCGGGCAGCGCUCCAGUCGAUGGAAAUGGGAACCAUGUACCCGAUCCAUAAUGUGGACUCACAAGAAUUCCUGCGAUUCCGGCGUGCGCUUGAUGACUCGGAUUCGACUUCGCCUAUUUCCAGAGACAGGGAGCGGGGGAAUGCCGAUUAUGAAGAUGUGUCGGAGUAUGGACGGGAUGAUCCGAUUGGGCCGCAUAAAUGGGAUAAUGCACAACGGUCUGUGACGGCGCCUAUGAUUUGA
Penicillium longicatenatum is the source of this 1596-nucleotide messenger RNA. RefSeq lists its product as uncharacterized. The coding region runs from base 1 to 1596 and encodes 531 amino acids. The record is from RefSeq and is a predicted model, not a curated record. NCBI's taxonomy places the organism in Eukaryota, Fungi, Ascomycota, Eurotiomycetes, Eurotiales, Aspergillaceae. The transcript has a single exon.